Sporisorium graminicola is the source of this 510-nucleotide messenger RNA. RefSeq lists its product as uncharacterized. The transcript has 3 exons. Gene Ontology annotation, molecular function: 2 iron, 2 sulfur cluster binding. NCBI's taxonomy places the organism in Eukaryota, Fungi, Basidiomycota, Ustilaginomycetes, Ustilaginales, Ustilaginaceae. Gene Ontology annotation, biological process: P450-containing electron transport chain. The coding region runs from base 1 to 510 and encodes 169 amino acids. The record is from RefSeq and is a predicted model, not a curated record.
AUGCUUCGCCGACUUCAGUUCGUCCGAAGCACCGCAAAUAGUGUUGUCUCAUCGAAAGCGCCUUUCAAACACGCUCGUCGCCUAUCGGUUUCGGCUUCAAGACCAAACAACAUUGCACAAGACAAGACACAGAGUGGCACUUUGCGCCACCGUGAUGCCGUCUCAGCAACGACUGCUCAGCCUGUGAUGGUUGAAUGGGUCGGGUGCUCGGGCAACACAGUAGCAAGACUUCCGCUUCACCAGGGCGAGACACUUUUGGAUGCGGCUCGACGCAAUCAAAUCGAGCUUGAAGGCGCUUGUGACGGCAGCCUAGCUUGCUCAACAUGUCACGUCGUGAUGGAACAGAGGAUCUACGAUUCAUUGAUGCCUCCAAGCGAUCAGGAAGAAGACCUUCUGGGGCUGGCUCACGGUCUUGAACUUGCCUCAAGGCUGGGCUGCCAAGUUCGUCUGCACGAGCUCGAUCAUUCGAUCAGGACAAAUCAAGUCAAGAUACGCCUUAAAAGUACAUGA